AUGAUAGUCGAGCAAAUGGAGUCGAUGGAAAAUCUGAUCAUCAUCAUCAUCAUCAUCAUCAUCAUCAUCAUCAUCAUCAUCAUCAUCAUCAUCAUCAUCAUCAUCAUCAUCAUCAUCAUCAUCAUCAUCAUCAUCAUCAUCAUCAUCAUCAUCAUCAUCAUCAUCAUCAUCAUCAUCAUCAUCAUCUCAUCAUCAUCAUCAUCAUCAUCAUCAUCAUCAUCAUCAUCAUCAUCAUCAUCAUCAUCAUCAUCAUCAUCAUCAUCAUCAUCAUCAUCAUCAUCAUCAUCAUCAUCAUCAUCAUCAUCAUCAUCAUCAUCAUCAUCAUCAUCAUCAUCAUCAUCAUCAUCAUCAUCAUCAUCAUCAUCAUCAUCAUCAUCAUCAUCAUCAUCAUCAUCAUCAUCAUCAUCAUCAUCAUCAUCAUCAUCAUCAUCAUCAUCAUCAUCAUCAUCAUCAUCAUCAUCAUCAUCAUCAUCAUCAUCAUCAUCAUCAUCAUCAUCAUCAUCAUCAUCAUCAUCAUCAUCAUCAUCAUCAUCAUCAUCAUCAUCAUCAUCAUCAUCAUCAUCAUCAUCAUCAUCAUCAUCAUCAUCAUCAUCAUCAUCAUCAUCAUCAUCAUCAUCAUCAUCAUCAUCAUCAUCAUCAUCAUCAUCAUCAUCAUCAUCAUCAUCAUCAUCAUCAUCAUCAUCAUCAUCAUCAUCAUCAUCAUCAUCAUCAUCAUCAUCAUCAUCAUCAUCAUCAUCAUCAUCAUCAUCAUCAUCAUCAUCAUCAUCAUCAUCAUCAUCAUCAUCAUCAUCAUCAUCAUCAUCAUCAUCAUCAUCAUCAUCAUCAUCAUCAUCAUCAUCAUCAUCAUCAUCAUCAUCAUCAUCAUCAUCAUCAUCAUCAUCAUCAUCAUCAUCAUCAUCAUCAUCAUCAUCAUCAUCAUCAUCAUCAUCAUCAUCAUCAUCAUCAUCAUCAUCAUCAUCAUCAUCAUCAUCAUCAUCAUCAUCAUCAUCAUCAUCAUCAUCAUCAUCAUCAUCAUCAUCAUCAUCAUCAUCAUCAUCAUCAUCAUCAUCAUCAUCAUCAUCAUCAUCAUCAUCAUCAUCAUCAUCAUCAUCAUCAUCAUCAUCAUCAUCAUCAUCAUCAUCAUCAUCAUCAUCAUCAUCAUCAUCAUCAUCAUCAUCAUCAUCAUCAUCAUCAUCAUCAUCAUCAUCAUCAUCAUCAUCAUCAUCAUCAUCAUCAUCAUCAUCAUCAUCAUCAUCAUCAUCAUCAUCAUCAUCAUCAUCAUCAUCAUCAUCAUCAUCAUCAUCAUCAUCAUCAUCAUCAUCAUCAUCAUCAUCAUCAUCAUCAUCAUCAUCAUCAUCAUCAUCAUCAUCAUCAUCAUCAUCAUCAUCAUCAUCAUCAUCAUCAUCAUCAUCAUCAUCAUCAUCAUCAUCAUCAUCAUCAUCAUCAUCAUCAUCAUCAUCAUCAUCAUCAUCAUCAUCAUCAUCAUCAUCAUCAUCAUCAUCAUCAUCAUCAUCAUCAUCAUCAUCAUCAUCAUCAUCAUCAUCAUCAUCAUCAUCAUCAUCAUCAUCAUCAUCAUCAUCAUCAUCAUCAUCAUCAUCAUCAUCAUCAUCAUCAUCAUCAUCAUCAUCAUCAUCAUCAUCAUCAUCAUCAUCAUCAUCAUCAUCAUCAUCAUCAUCAUCAUCAUCAUCAUCAUCAUCAUCAUCAUCAUCAUCAUCAUCAUCAUCAUCAUCAUCAUCAUCAUCAUCAUCAAUCACAUUCAACUCUUGCCGAAAUGUUAAAUUCUCAAAGUGA
Schistosoma margrebowiei is the source of this 1770-nucleotide messenger RNA. NCBI's taxonomy places the organism in Eukaryota, Metazoa, Platyhelminthes, Trematoda, Strigeidida, Schistosomatidae. The record is from the annotation of a GenBank genome assembly.